Messenger RNA from Penicillium brasilianum, 1503 nucleotides. Lineage: Eukaryota; Fungi; Ascomycota; Eurotiomycetes; Eurotiales; Aspergillaceae. The record is from the annotation of a GenBank genome assembly.
AUGGUCUUUUUGACUGAUGUCGUCUCGGCACUCGGCAGCCCACUGAUUGUCCCGCUUUCGCUGUCGGUGAUUCUCGGCUCUCUGGUGCUCCACGGGCUUUACAAUAUCUAUCUGCAUCCGUUGCGACAAUACCCAGGGCCGAAAUUGUGGGCUGCCACACAACUGGUCUGGAUCUACUACCGCCUGACAGGGCAGCUAGUGUGGAAAAGCAUUGAACUACACAAAAAAUAUGGAAGUGUAGUCCGGGUGGCACCCGGGCAUCUGUCAUACACUACAGAAACGGCUUGGAAGACUAUUUAUGGCCUACGCCCGGUGGAAAUGCAGAAGAACUGCCAAGCAGGCUUCAGCCGACCGGGAUUGAAAGAUGCCUCUGCGAUUUUGAGUGCGGACAAGGAGAAUCACUCGCGACUACGACGAAUCUUAGCCCCCGCACUAUCAGAGAAAUCCAUCAAAGGGCAUGAUGAGACUAUUGUAAAAUAUGUCAACUUGUUGGUGGAACAGUUAAGAAGGCGUUGCUCCCAGGAUGCUAUAGACCUGAACAAAUAUUUCGAAUGGACAACUAUGGACCUCAUUGGAGAUUUAUUGUGUGGCCAACCAGAAGGGGCUCUCCAGCAAGAAGACGGAGGCCGUUGGCUGCAGAUACUGACUCACGCUAUCCAAUCUCAAGUCUGGACCCAAGCCGUGGAGACAUACAAUCUAGUCCGAUGGCGGCAAUAUCUGCUUCCGAAAUACCGCCUCCAAGCGGCAUUCGAGAAUUUCAAGAUCAUUGCGGCUAAGUUCGAGAAGCGCUUGGAAUCCAAAACCGACCGACGUGACAUCCUUAGCUACAUGAUCAGCGAGAAGAACGGAAUGACUCCGAUAGAAAUGAGCCUCAACGCUGCAACGAUUAUCGGUGCAGGCACUGGUACAACUGCAACAUGGUUGUCAACAUCUAUGCAUUCUCUGGCCACUAAUCGCGAUGCCUAUCAGAAGCUCGCAGAUGAGAUUCGUAAGGAGUUUGCGUCGGACGCUGAGAUUACCUCAGAUCGUGUAACACAAUUGCCAUACCUGGCUGCGGUCAUGCAGGAGUCUUUGCGUAUUCACUGCCCCUCGCCUUCAUCAACUGGCCGAUUUGUCCCACCCGGUGGCGAGAUAAUCGAUGGGAAAUAUGUCCCAGAGGGCACGACAGUCGGCGUUCAUCAACAUGCCGCCUAUCACUCGCCAUCCAACUUCCACCGUCCGGAUGACUUUUGCCCUGAGAGAUGGCUCCCGGAAGCCCGGGAAAAAGGCUCAAAGUUUUCUGGCGAUAACCUGGCGGUGGUCAAUCCGUUCAGCUGCGGGCCUCGGACAUGCCUUGGCAUCAAACUGGCCACAGCUGAGGCUCGGUUGAUAUUGGUCAAGUUGUUCUGGCAUUUUGAUUUCGAAGUUAUGCCAGAGUCAGAGGGAUGGCAAAGUACCCAAAAGGGCACAGUCGCAUGGCAUCGUACCCCUUUGAUGUCUAAAUUCAAGCAACGGGAAAUGUAA